This is a messenger RNA of Hibiscus syriacus, 1490 nucleotides long. RefSeq names its product AT-hook motif nuclear-localized protein 9-like. The coding region runs from base 159 to 1181 and encodes 340 amino acids. The record is from RefSeq and is a predicted model, not a curated record. NCBI's taxonomy places the organism in Eukaryota, Viridiplantae, Streptophyta, Magnoliopsida, Malvales, Malvaceae. Gene Ontology annotation, molecular function: minor groove of adenine-thymine-rich DNA binding. The transcript is spliced from 5 exons.
UUGUUUUCUGCCUCAAUUCCUUAGAGUUUUCCGAGAUUUAUAUGUUUUUCAGUUGUUUAACGUUCACCCAGUUUUGUAGCUCUUUUUAGGUACUUAAAUUUUUGGCUGGAAAGUUGAUUUGGAGGCACACUGAAGCAUAGGUUAUUGGAGGUAAAUGCAUGGAUCGAAGGGAUGUCAUGGCAUUAUCAGGAUCUGCAUCUUACUAUAUGCAACAGAGAGGGAUAUCCGGGUCGGGUUCCGAAAUGGAGUCCGGGAUGCAUGGAUCACAAGGCAUUCAUCCAUUAUCUAAUCCAAAUGUACAAUACCUAUCAAGUAUUCGACCCCCUACUAUAGAGUCCACCUUACCUUUGGAGUCUCCAUCAGGGGUUACCCCUCAUAGUGUCAAUGUAGACACACGUUCAGCAGUGCCACCGAGUGAGGCGGUGAAACGGAAAAGAGGAAGGCCCCGGAAGUACGGACCCGAUGGGACCGUCUCGUUGGCGCUGACUCCUGCAUCGGCUACUCGCCCUGCGACAAUAACGCCGGGCCAAAAACGGGGAAGAGGGCGGCCGCCGGGUACGGGAAGGAAGCAACAAUUAGCUUCCCUUGGUGAAUGGCUGUCCGGUUCAGCUGGGAUGGGUUUUACACCACAUGUCAUCACUGUUGCAAUAGGAGAAGAUGUUGCAGCAAAAAUACUGUCAUUUUCUCAGCAAGGGCGUCGAGCAGUAUGCAUUCUGUCCGCCAAUGGGGCUGUCUCUACCGUAACUCUUCUACAGCCAUCAUCCUCGGGUGGCUCUGUUACGUAUGAGGGGCGAUUUGAGAUAUUAUGUCUGUCAGGCUCCUACUUGCUGACCGGCAAUAGUGGCUCUUGCAAUCGAACUGGUUGUCUAAGUGUUUCCCUUGCCACUCCUGAUGGUCGCGUUAUCGGUGGAGCUGUCGGAGGGACGCUCAUUGCAGCAAGCCCAGUUCAGGUGAUCGUUGGAAGUUUUGUCUGGGGUGGUGCAAAGACAAAGAACAAGAAGCCUGAAGGUCAAGAAUGUCUAAAUGACUCGGAUAAUCAGAGUGCGGACAAUCUAGUAUCUCCGUCCGGCAUUUUGCCAAGUCAAAAUCUGAUUCCGACUUCGCCUGUAGCUGUAUGGCCUGGUUCACGAACGAUGGAUAUGCGUGAUACACACGUCAAUAUCGACCUAAUGCGAGGAUGACUCGUACGUCUAAUACUUUCAUGAGCAAUGUACAUAAUUUGCUGUUGAAGGCAAACCUGAUUGUAAUUCAAAAGUCCCAAGGGGCAACCUGAUUUUCGGCUUGAUGAAAUCUCCCUUAAUUUUGAUCGUCGCAAUGACGGACAAAGGAGGUUUCCUCGGAUAUUUGUAGCUUGAUGACAGUUAGAACUCACGAUUAACUGAUCCCGUGAGGUAUCUUCAAGUUUCUCCAAUUUGAACCAAUUUAAGCAAGCCAUGCUUCAUUUCUCUUUAUAGGCAGCCAUGGCUUUAAGUCUUUAUCUUUUAUUAUGA